This is a messenger RNA of Nerophis lumbriciformis (worm pipefish), 6975 nucleotides long. It is a transcript of the gene arhgap10, whose product is annotated as Rho GTPase activating protein 10. Gene Ontology annotation, cellular component: cytoplasm. Gene Ontology annotation, molecular function: protein binding; GTPase activator activity. The record is from RefSeq and is a predicted model, not a curated record. Lineage: Eukaryota; Metazoa; Chordata; Actinopteri; Syngnathiformes; Syngnathidae. Gene Ontology annotation, biological process: signal transduction.
UAUAAUAUACGUCUAUUAACAAGCUCAUUGGUGUGUUUAGUGGGACAAGCGGAAGACAAAGUUGGAGAAAAUGCGGUAGUUUAUAAAUGAUUGUUUCCGUGCGGCCCUGAAGCAAAUGCGUCAUAUUAAUGCGCGUUGUGAAGCAAGCCGCGAAAAGCCAACGCGGAAGUGAAGUCCCUAUAACUGUUUGGCUGUUGCUGCGCACUCUUUGGUAGAAGUUCGCCUCCACGCACACACACACACACAUGUCAGCGGAGUUUGUCCGUCUGUCACUUUGCGAGGCGCGUUUGCAGACAACAUGGACUCCACGACUUUCUGACAGCCGCGUGGGAACGACUUCCGACGCUUUUUUUUUUUUUGUUCCGACACGCCAUAUGUGGCGUCUCCUGUCCUCGCAUUUUGGACAAGCGACGUCCCCCGUGCUAACCCCCCGCUAGCACCUAGCUCGCUAUGCUAUCUGACUCCUGAAGUGCAUCAUUGCUAUUUUAGUCGGCCUUUAUUUAUUUGACUUUUUUUUUUAUUCCCGCCAACAACAAAAAAAAAGAAAAAAAAGUGGACGAGAUGGGACUGCACCCGCUGGAGUUCAGCGAGUGCUACCUGGACAGCCCCAGCUUCAGGGAGAAGAUCAAGGCUCACGAAGCCGAGCUGGACAAAACCAACAGGUUCAUCAAGGAGCUCUACAAAGAUGGCAAGAACCUCAUCAACGCCACCAAGCAGCUGGGGAUGGCACAGCGCAAGUUCGCUCAGUGCCUGGGAGAGUUUCAGUUUGAGUACAUCGGCGACGCAAAGACAGACGACGAGAGGUGCAUCGAUGAGUCAUUGCAGGAGUUCUCCUCAUUCCUCAAGAACCUGGAAGACCAAAGAGAGCUGAUGAUGAGAAACAUCACGGAGACACUCAUGAAGCCCCUGGAGAAGUUCCGGAAAGAUCACCUUGGCACAGUAAGGGCGCAGAGGAAAAAGUAUGAGAAAGAAACAGAGAAGUACUACAGCUCGCUGGAGAAGCUUCUCAACAUGUCUGCAAAGAAGAAAGAACCCCACCUACUGGAGGCAGACGUCCAGGUGGAAACCAUGAGGCAGCACUUCCAGGAGGAGUCGCUGGACUACGUGUGCAGGCUGCAAGAGAUCCAGGAGAGGAAGAAGUUUGAAUGCGUGGAGCCGAUGCUGGCUUUCUUUCAGACGGUCUUCACUUUUUACCACCAGGGUUUCGAGCUUGCCAAGGACUUCGACCAUUAUAAAAAAGCACUGCAGAUCAAUAUUCAGAAUACGAGGAGUCGGUUUGAGGGCGCGCGCUCUGAGGUCUACGAUCUCAUGAAAAGGAUCCGGGAGGUGCCUAAGGACUACAGACAGACCAGCUCCAUCAGCUAUGAAGGCUACCUCUACGUCCAGGAAAAACGGCCACCGCCCUUUGGUUCCAGUUGGGUGAAACGUUACUGCACCUUUGUCAAAGAGCAGAAGAUCCUGCAUAUGGUGACCUUUGACCACAGAUCUGGUGGAAGGACUGGUGAGAUGGAGUCAGUUACUCUCAAGUCCUGCCUCCGCAAAACGACAGACAUGUUGGACCGAAGGUUCUGCUUGGAGCUGGACAUAACAGACCGGCCAGGAACAGCCCUCACAGUGCAGGCUCUUUCGGAGGGGGACCACAAGUUCUGGAUGCAGGCCAUGGGCGGGAAGGAGCCUAUUGGACACUAUCUUGGAAGGACCUAUUCCAAAGAGAGAGGAAUCGAUGCCCAGCUGGAUGAAGUGGGUUUGGAUUUUGUGAAGAACUCCAUCAGCGCCAUAGAAACAAGAGGUAUCAAUGACCAAGGUCUGUACAGAGUUGUGGGAGUAAGCUCCAAGGUCCAGAAGCUCCUCUCAUUAAUGAUUGAGAAGAGCAACGACGUAGAUCUGUCCAACAGCGAGGACUGGGACGUCAAGACCAUAACCAGCGCGCUGAAGCUGUACCUGAGGAGCCUUCCCGAGCCACUGAUGACCUACGGACUUUACAAGGAGUUCAUCAGCCCUGCGAAGGGCGGCAGUCCAGAGUCUCGCAUCCAGGCGGUCCACUGCCUGGUCCACAAGUUACCGGAGAAGAAUCGACAAGUCCUGGGGCUGUUUAUGAAGCAUCUGGCCAACGUGGCUGCCCACAGUAAACACAAUCUGAUGACCGUGGCGAAUUUGGGUGUGGUCUUCGGCCCGACGCUGAUGAGGCCGCAGGAGGAGACGGUCGCUGCCAUCAUGGAUCUGAAGUUCCAGAACAUCGUGGUGGAGAUCCUCAUAGAGCACAAUGAAAAGAUCUUUUCCGAUGCUCCCGAGUCAUGCCCCCUUUCAACCCCUGCCCCAGUUCUCUGCGCUCCCACCAGGCAGUCCAAGAAGAUGAAUAGGCAGAACCGUCCCCUGGCUGUCUACAAUCCACAAUCCCUGGACAUUCAGACCGUGUGCGACCUCGCCAACGACGAAACAUCUAUGGGCAGCAAUGAGUCCGUGUCGUCCCAGUCUUCAACCGCUUCUGUGCCGGAGACGCCGUCGGACAAGGGCGACCACGUCCCGCUGAGCACCAGCCUCUCCUCAGGCAGCAACUCCAGAGCAUCCACUGCAGCAGCCUCCUGGUUAGGAGAAGGCCAGCAUGUUUCCACACCUGACAAAGAAAAGCCACAUGAGAGUGUCAGCGGCAGGAAAGCCAAGGCAGUGUUUCCGUGCGAGGCCGAGCACGACUCGGAGCUCUCCUUCCAGGUCGGCGCAAUUUUCAAUGCCGUAACCCCGUCCAGAGAGCCGGGCUGGCUGGAAGGGGAACUGCAGGGCAAACGGGGCCUCAUCCCUGAGAACUAUGUGGAGAUGCUGUAGACCCCCGAUGCAGACAAAGAUUAUUACUGUUAUUACAACGAUGUGCACGUGCCUUUGUGGUCACCACCCAGCCUUGUUCACCAGAAUGUUUGUGGACUUGAUAUGAACCGCACCUACUUUUAUCCUAUGCAUGCUUGCUGUCGUCGAGGAAACCACAUGGGGUUUUAUUCCUCCGCACUGCUGUAAAACCCAGGUCGCGUCUUUUGGCUGCCCCCCCACUUAUACAUGGUAUCCAUGGUAAGCCCCUCCCACAGCAUGGGCCUUUUGGAGCAGAGAUCCCCGAGUGUAUGAAUGGCCAUAAAUCACCAGCUGUUCUCUCCCACUGCUAAUUUCUCACUACAAAGCACCUUUCGUGGUUCUGCUGCGCAUCACUUUGAAUGUCUGACCAGGCUUCGUAACGAGGGGGCCGGGCUAUAGCUUUAAUUCACAACACCAGCGUAGUUUUUCGCUAUAAAAAGGUGGCUCGCGGGCAACCGUCUCCCGAUCGAUGCCAAUGUCAAAGAUCAGCAGUUACACUUUUGUUCAUUUUGAAGAGCAUGCCAAAGAUGACCUUUUGUGUCCUCCUGCUAUUGCGAGAAUGUGACCGAGUGGCACAUCCUGCGCUCGAUGAUCUCUGUUCGCGACAAGCGCAACAUAGUGAUGCAAAAAAUCUAGGACACAAUGACGCGUCUUUUUCUCGCGUAAUCUGUUGUCGCAGGGACUACAAAGAGUGAUGCAUCUUUUAUUUUUUGUGUGUAAUCUGUACUCGCACAAACUACAAGACUUUUAUCGGAAUAUCUGCAUUUGCGAAAACUACAAAGUAUUUUUGCUGUGUGAUCUGUAGGUGGCACAAACUACAAGAUUUAUCGGACUAUCUCCAUGUGCAAAAACUAAUCUGCAGUUGCUUUCAUUGAAAUAUCUCGAUUUAAAGUAUUUUUGGGGGGUAAUCUGUAGUCUUGAAAUUCACAGGGAGCGUGGUCCAUCAUCUGGCGGGCAAUCUUUUUGUUUGUAAAAACGUAAAGUGAAACAGUAAAUCAUUUUUUUUGGAGUGUGGUACUCUCAUACAAAAAUGUUCGGAUUAUCCUUAUUUGCAUAAAAUCACAACAAUGUGAUGCAUCUUUUAUUGUAUAAUCUACACUCCCGAAAAACUACAAACGUGCUCCAUCUUCUGCUAGGUCACCUGUAGUCGCAAAAACUAAGGACUUUUAUCGGAAAAGCUGCAUUCGCAAAAGCUACAACAAAGUAUUUUGUCUGCGUGAUCUGUAGGUCGCACAAACUACAAGACUUUUAUCGGACUAUCUCAAUGUGCAAAAACUAAUCUGUAGUUACUUUCAUCGGAAUAUCUCGAUUUCUGAAAACUACGCCAAAGUAUUUAUUUAGGUGGUAAUCUGUAGUCCUGAAAUGUACAGCAAGAGUGGUCCAUCUUCUCGUGGGCAAUCUCUUUGUUUGUAAAAACGUAAAGUAAAACAGUAAAUAAUUUUUUUUGGAGUGUGGUACUCUCAUACAAAAAUUUUCGGAUUAUCCUUAUUUGCAUAAAAUCACAACAAUGUGAUGCAUCUUUUAUUGUAUAAUCUACACUCCCGAAAAACUACAAACGUUAUCCAUCUUCUGCUAGGUCACCUGAAGUCGCAAAAACGAAGGACUUUUAUCGGAAAAGCUGCAUUCGCAAAAGCUACAACAAAGUAUUUUGGCUGCGCGAUCUGUAGGUCGCAGAAACUACAAGACUUUUAUCGGACUAUCUCAAUGUGCAAAAACUAAUCUGUAGCUACUUUCAUCGGAAUAUCUCGAUUUCUGAAAACUACGCCAAAGUAUUUAUUUAGGUGGUAAUCUGUAGUCCUGAAAUGUACAGCAAGAGUGGUCCAUCUUCUCGUGGGCAAUCUCUUUGUUUGUAAAAACGUAAAGUGAAACAGUAAAUCAUUUUUUUUGGAGUGUGGUACACUCUUACAAAAAUUUUCGGAUUAUCCUUAUUUGCAUAAAAUCACAACAAUGUGAUGCAUCUUUUAUUGUAUAAUCUACACUCCCGAAAAACUACAAACAUUAUCCAUCUUCUGCUAGGUCACCUGUAGUCGCAAAAACUAAGGACUUCUAUUGGAAAAGCUGCAUUCGCAAAGGCUACAACGUAUUUUUGCUGCGUGAUCUGUAGGUCGCACAAACUACAAGACUUUUAUCGGACUAUCUCAAUGUGCAAAAACUAAUCUGUAGCUACUUUCAUCGGAAUAUCUCGAUUUCUGAAAACUACGCCAAAGUAUUUAUUUAGGUGGUAAUCUGUAGUCCUGAAAUGUACAGCAAGAGUGGUCCAUCUUCUCAUGGGUGAUCUCUUUGUUUGUAAAAACGUAAAGUAAAAGAGUACACCUUUUUUUUUUGGAGUGGGGUACUCUUGUCACACAAACUACAAAAUUACGACAAUGUGAUGCAUCUUUUAUUGUGUAACUACACUCCCGAAAAACUACAAACGGGGUCCAUCUUCUGCUGGGUCAUCUGUAGUCGCAAAAACUACAAGACUUUUAUCGCAUAAGCUACAACAAAGUAUUUUUGCUCCGUGAUCUGUAAGUCGCACAAACUACCAAAACUUUUAUCGGACUAUCUCCAUUUGCAAAAACUAAUCUGUAGUUGCUUUCAUGGGAAUAUCUCGAUUUCUAAAAACUACGGCAAAUAAUUUUUUCGUGGGGGGUAAUUUGUAGUCCUGAAAUGUACAGCAAGAGCGGCCCAUCUUCUCGUGGGCGAUCUCUUUGUUUGUAAACAUGUAAAGUAAAAGAGUACACCUUUACGACAAUGUGAUGCAUCUUUUAUUGUGAAUACUACACUCCCGAAAAACUACAAACGGGGUCCAUCUUCUGCUGGGUCAUCUGUAGUCGCAAAAACUACAAGACUUUUAUCGCAAAAGCUACAACAAAGUAUUUUUGCUCCGUGAUCUGUAAGUCGCACAAACUACCAAAACUUUUAUCGGACUAUUUCCAUUUGCAAAAAGUAAUCUGUAGUUGCUUUCAUCGGAAUAUCUCGAUUCCUAAAAACUACGGCAAAUAAUUUUUUUGUGGGGGGUAAUAUGUAGUCCUGAAAUGUACAGCAAGAGUGGUCCAUCUUCUCAUGAGCGAUCUCUUUGUUUGUAAACACGUAAAGUAAAAGAGUACACCUUUACGACAAUGUGAUGCAUCUUCUGUUGGGUCAUCUGUAGUCGCAAAAACUACACAUCGAUACAUCUUUCAUUUGAAAAAACUACGACAAAUGAUUUUUGUUGGGUAAUCUGUAGUCUCACUAACUACGAAGGUGAUGCUUCUUUUUACCGGAAUAUCCCCAUAAGCAAAAACUUCAACCAAGUAUUUUUGUUGAGUAAUCUGUAGUCCUGAAAUGUGCAAUAAGUGUGGUGCAUCUUCUUGUGGGUGGUAAUGUAACGUACAACACUACAUUUUUUUUUUUACGUACUCUGUAGAGACACAAACUACAAGAAUGAUUCAUAUUUUGUCAGAUUAUUUCUAUUUUUUUUUUAAAACUACACAAUAAAAGAUGCAUCACAUUAUUGUAAUCUAUAAUCCUGAGAAACUACCAAGUGUGGUCCAUCUUCUGUUGGUCGCAAAAACUUUAUAACACGGGGAUACAGCUUUCAUUUGCAAAAUCUAGAACGAUGUGAUACUGUGAGUCUUUUGUCGAGUCCGGAAACCUGCGAGCGAAGCCCGUUAUGUGGUUUAGUUUUGUGUUUGCAAAAACCACAACAAAGUGAUACAUCUUUUGUUGUCUAAUCUAUAGUCCUGAAAACUACUCUGAGUGUUAGUUCUUCUGUCGGAUCUUCAUCGUUUCCCAAAAAUACACCAGAGUGAUACAUCAGCACAGCACCUGUUUAUUCUGAGCUGCUAACAAUUUUGGAUUCCGAAUAAGAUCUGGUUUUGUCGUCCGUGCACUCCUUUUCCAAUCCAAUCAUGCUUUCUCGAUACGGAACCAGAAGAUCAGCAGAGAUCCACUUCUAUUGAGAUUUUUUUUAUUAUCAAUAUUGGAGCCGAGCAUAUUUGUUGUAAAAUGAUUAGUUGCGUUCGUGUAAUGUAUUUUAAACUCUGUUCCUUCCCGAGCAGACCGAUGAGACACUCCCGCAAAAUGUUUGAUUUAACAAGUUUUAUUUUUCAUGUUUCAAUACCAAUGGUGAAUGAUUUUAAUUGUAAACCAGCUCAUAAAAUACAGUAUUUUACA